Messenger RNA from Achroia grisella, 4625 nucleotides. RefSeq lists its product as uncharacterized. Gene Ontology annotation, cellular component: plasma membrane; apical junction complex. Gene Ontology annotation, biological process: cell-cell junction organization. NCBI's taxonomy places the organism in Eukaryota, Metazoa, Arthropoda, Insecta, Lepidoptera, Pyralidae. The record is from RefSeq and is a predicted model, not a curated record. The coding region runs from base 215 to 4513 and encodes 1432 amino acids. The transcript is spliced from 11 exons.
GCCCGCCAGUCAUCCGCCGCUCCCCACCGUGUGCGCGCGUCUUACGCCGUCGAAUAUUUUUAGUGCACCUGCUGAUCGGCGAGACCGCACCGAAUCGUCGACCGUUAUCGCCCUAAAUGACAGCCUAAUGGACGAACGAAGAGGUAGUCCAUGCAUGCUUGUGUUAACGUAGUGAGAACUCGACAGUGGAGUGCAGUGUUGUGUUCAUGCUGAUAUGGAGGAGGUUCGCAUAUCGGAUUGGCCGGAACCACCGGGUUCGCAUGCAUGGCUCCCCGCUUAUGGUUUCCAGCAUGAUAUUAUGGAUAAAGACGACUAUUUCUGCACCAAUGGUGACAAUGGCAGCACACACGCUUUGUACCUCGAAACGAUAGUGGAAGAAACCAGCGAUGAUUUGCGCUCGGAACGUUCAUCAGCCGCUACUUGGCUAUCUGAUUCAGAUGCAGACUCUGUCAUACAUGUACGAGGACCUGGAGGUUCGGAAGAUAGUGAGUCGGAGCGGGAGUGGGCUUGUCCGGCUAAGCGAAGACGACGGGAGCGCGCAUCUUCACCGGCUAGCUCAGGAUCACUCUCACGCUCAUCCAGCCUCGCGCAGUUCGAGUCACUCGAACGGUCCUGUGCAGCGCCCGUCUCGCCCAGCCUCUCGCCGGACUCGCUGGAGUCACCCCCCGCCUCCCCGCCGCCCGCACGUGCACCAGCGCAGCGAACCCACCUCUCAGCAGAAAAUUUAAGCGAAGACAGCGGGUAUAGCGAGCGAUCGCGGCGACCACCACCGCCCGCGCAGCGCCGUCCGCCCGAAAUAGCGCAUCGACCGCCCGCGGCCGGCAGCGCGCCGUGCCUAACAGCAUCACCCAGUGCUGAACGCCGCCCGCCUCGUGCCGCGCGCGCUCUAUCGUUACCUGCCGAGCUCGACGUAUGUGCGGAAUCGCGACGACAUAUUGUGCAUCGGGCGCAUUUUCGACAGACCUUCGAAGUUACCGAUAACCUUACAGUCAGCGUGGCCGACCUGACCGCUUUAGACUACCGCGGCGGCCCGCGCCGCCCGCGACUUCCGCCGCCACCACCGCCACCGCGUACGCCGCGCUUGCCACCACCGCCGCCACCCUCCGUCGAUGUGGUUACACGGCGAUGUGCUGCCUCACCGGUCCGCGAACCGAGCGCCGGCAGCGACUCAACGACGGAGUCGGAACGUGCCUUCGCGCGUGAGAUGGAAACAACAGCUAGACAGCUAGACGAGACUGCGCGGCGAGCUCUCGCGGAAAGUGGUGAUUUCGAACGUGGUUUAUCUGUUCUUACAACUACGCGACUGCAAGACUCUUGGGGUGCGUGGGAUGACGUACUCGAUGAGUUACGACGUCGCCUGGAGCCCCAGUCUGCAACACCUUCACCACCUCGAACGCCGUCGCCGGACCCGAUUCGAGAACCUGUUUUCAGUUCGACGCCUUUAAGAUCCGGGGAUGCUCGAGUUAGAUCUACUCCAGAACUCCGUGCGCGUGCUACCCCACAUCGUGAAACUCCAGAUGAACUCAGGGCUUCAUUACAAUUAGUAGCUGCCGCGCCGCCCGGCUUAAUACCACCAGGUCGGUCGAUAUCUACAGGCUCAAAGGGUGUAACGUUCUCUCCUGUGGUCGCCGAAGUGAGUUGGCGAGAUACAAGCACGAGUACUACAGAGAGCGAGACAACCACGAGCGACGAUGCAAAUGACGCAGAGGUGGUGUUUGUGGAGGGGGGAGGCGAGGAGUCGCGCGCGCCGGCCGCAGAACGUGCCGCCGACAUGACGGAUGCGGGCGCGCGCGCGCCGCGCAGCCGCAUCGCCGGUUUCCUAUCGCGGUUCGCGAACUUCCGAUUUUCGGGACGCAAGGAGAAAAAAACACGGAGCGCAGGCGCGAACUCUCGACCGGUUCCCAGCGCGUUACCGGCGUCAGAUGCGGGGCAGGGACCGCGCGGGGCGGCCGCCGGGCCGCAGUAUGUGCGUAUCCCGCUGAAAGAGGAGGGUGUGUCGCGGGCGGCGGCACCCCCCGUGGCGGGCGGUGUGGCGCACAAGCCUCCGCGGCCGCGCCCGCCGCCCGCUCCGGCGCCCGGCGUGCUGGAGACCGACGUGGACACGCAGCGCACCGUGCUGCACGCGCGCUCUCUGCUCGCGCUCGCGCCACCGGAGCAGCGCGCACCUCGCCCUCACAAGUCCAUGGAGUUCCUGCUGGACAAGGAGAGUGCGCAGACCGUACAGCCUCCUGAGAACGAAUUGCAGAAGAAUUCGGACCGUGUGCUCUCUGAGCACGAGCUGCGUGUACAAAGAUCGUUGCAGAAGCUCAAUGUGCCGGAAUGGUACAAAAACGCACCAGCCCCUCGCGAGGGCUUUCUCCUCCGCAAGCGUCUCUCUGACGCGUCCGCGUCAGCGACAAGAUGGAGCGGCCUCAACUCGAAGACUACGUCACUUGGUAGCCUGGGAGGCGCUAACUGCCAGCCACCACCGCCACAGUUGUCCCCCCAUACGACCAGCUUUGGACGGUGGUCUACUAGCAGACUUAACUCUAAUCAGACUUCGCCUUGUUCGUCAACGCGUAGCAGCAUCCGCGGCACCAGCCCGCUUUGUUCCCCGUCUGCCCGCUCCUCUUUCAGUGCUCGUCAGCCCUACCUCGGCUGGAGGAGUCAGGAACGCUUGAACAACACCCCACGAACGCCUCAUGAGAGGCUAGCAUCUUCCCUCCUGCAGCAAUCGGCGUCUUCGAAGGCAUCUGAGGAGAUCCAAUCAUCGAUCAAAGAAGUCACAUCGGCGAUCGUGCAUUACGUUUCUGGUUUGGAGCCGGCCAAUGGUGACUUGGACAGUCAGCCGUCACCGCGUUCCAGCCAAAAGUUGUAUUGGCUUGAAAGCUCUUUUGUUGGUACGAAACCAUUGGAGUCCCCGCAAACACCCCUGGUAGUGUCUGACGCGCUACCUCCCCCCCACCCACGGCCGCCGUCUUCCCUCCGCCUUGACCACCGCGCGGCGCCCGACUGGCAAGACUCCCAGCGUUCUCUGAACUUGGGCAUUGCAAGACCAUCCCCCGGGUCGACAACGCUCGAGGAUGUACUAGACUCACUGUUGGGACUACCAUCACAGCCGACGAGGAUACCCACACCCCAACCGAGUCCUAGGAAAUCGACGAGUCCGUAUUAUCUAAUAGGUGGAAAGAGCCCUCGAUACGAACAGCUAGCUAGCAGCGGGCAUAGUAGCAGCUCGCCAGCUUCUCGGUUCAUUGGUACUCCGAGCGAGGGUCGAAGUUCUGCCACGGAUCCUAGUCCAGACCGCGACCGACCAGGCAAGGAUACAGUUGAUAAUCCUGCAGCAAUGCAAGGGUCGAGGCGGUCGCGUUCAGCGCACGGCGAGCACUCACGUCGACGGAGUGAGCCCUUCGCUCAGCCGAGCGUCUCUUUCGACCGUCGCACUAGCCUGGACGCCGCAGCAUUACGUCCUUCCGAAUCCCAAUUAAUUCACCAUGACUCCAAAGUCUCCCUAGCUUCAUUACAGACAGAGAACAGUACAGACGAAGCGUUUGUCAAAUGUAAAUACCCUAAAUGUUCUUCUCGUGCUCCUUUAGCAGAUGCCAAAAGGCAUUAUAAAACGUGCCAUAAUUGUACGACAAUGUAUUGCUCAAGAGAAUGCAGGAGAGCGCAUUGGGAAAAACAUAGAAAAGUCUGCUUACAUUCCCGAGCAAGUGCUUUGUGUAGACAAAUUAUAUCCGCCGCAAAAGAGGACGCUGAUUCAUUGCAUCAGAUAAGUACAAUAGGCCACAAAGGAUAUUUAAAUUUCGGGAGAGGAGUGGUAAAAGUUUUUUUCACGAGUCCCGAAGCAGCAGAAAAAUUUACCACUCACGGCUUCCAGUACUUAACAGAACCCGAAUAUCUUAAGUGGACCUCUCUCCAACCCAAUGAAAUGGGCGUGGAAUUAUAUACCGAAGUAGUGAAGUUAUGCAAAGCUUAUAAUCCGGAAACAAGGGUUAUUUUAUAUGUGGCCGUGUGUAUUAUUAGUGAAGUACCGACAAAGGGCGCUGUUAAAUGGGAGAGGCAAAUGGUGUCUAGAUGUGCAAAGUUGCGACUGAGUAAAACAGUGACGGUUGCCAUACAGGAACAGAAUCGACGGCGACACAGAAGAGACAGCAAGGGUACGCCAGAUGAUAGAGAAACAUUGAUUUUAACAUCUAAAUUGUGCAACGCAGGAGAGAAGAAUGCUGCAACAGCUCAUAAGUUUAGGGAAAUAUGCUUCCAUAACAUAAUGAACGAGCUUGAAAAACGUGGGGUAGCGUUGAAAAAGCACUUUCCGGAAGUGUACUCGAGGUUGGUUGCGUACGUGGAUGGUACGAGUGAUAGGUUCAUUCCUAUGACUAUAUAUCCUAAAGAUGUGACCAGUGGAAAGUCAUUUAUGUGUGUGAUCAUGCCAGACAGUGAGGUGGACAGUGUUACGCCCGUAGAUGGAAAAGUUGUGACGGUAGAUGUAGGCGUGGACAGGUCGAAACACCAGUUAUCUACUCCCAUGUAGAGUGCGCUAGCAUUUGGUCAACUAACGAUUGCUACCUCUAAACAAAGAAGAGAAAAAUGUGCUACGAUCAUGUCACAAUGCUUCUUAUCAAAUAAAAUUUAGACUUAUUAUU